GGUGAGGUUGGAUUGGAGAUGUAUAUCGUGAAGCAAGGCUAUGUUGAAGUUGUCGGAGGCCCAAAUAACUCUACUGUGUUCGUCACAUUAAAAGAGGGGAGUGUCUUUGGGGAAAUAAGUCUGUUAGCUAUAAAAGGAAAGAAUGUUAGAACAGCGACAGUUCGUUCAAAGGGUUAUUCAACUCUCUUUCGACUUACCAAAUCUGACUUUGAAGAGGCCAUGAAGAACUACCCCAUUGCCUACAAGCUCCUCAAACGCAAAGCUCAAAAAAUGCUACAAAAGGAUAAGAAGAAGGAGGAGGAGGAGGUGAUGAAGAAAAAGGAGAAAGGGGAGUUGGGGAGAACUGGAAGCAUGGAAAUUAUUCCCGAUCACCGGAGACUGUCUAGUAUGCCUAUGGUUGUUGAUCAGGUCAUAGAACGCAAGAGGAGUAUGCUGCUUCAGAAGGCGAUUAAAUUAAAAAUUGAUCUCGAUGAUGAGACCACCUUGAACCUGGACCUCAGCAGUUUACCGGAUGAAAGUGAGGCCGACAUAGAAUUUCCAGAAGGAGUGGAAUUUAGCGAUGAGAGCUGA
Molecule: messenger RNA, 570 nt
Organism: Rodentolepis nana
Lineage: Eukaryota; Metazoa; Platyhelminthes; Cestoda; Cyclophyllidea; Hymenolepididae
Source: the annotation of a GenBank genome assembly